AUGUUGGCAACACUUGAAAAUUCACCAUCUGAAGUAGCUUCCCCCCACAAGGAUUUUGCAAUUGUUUUUGAUAUUGAUGGAGUUUUAAUUCAUGAUGGUACAGUGAUAGAAGGAGUACCUGAAAUGUUAAAAUCACUUCAUGAGCAUCAUAUUCCCUUUGUUUUUGUUACUAAUGGAGGAGGUGAAACUGAAGAAUCACGUGCUGAAAGGCUUUCUAAAUUAUUCGGACUUGAAAUUGAUAAUUCUAAAGUUUUAAUGUGUCAUACUCCAUUAAAUAGAAAAUCAAAAUUCUCAUCACUCACUCAAGCCUAUGAAAAGAGAGUUUUAUAUAUUGGAAGAAAUGAUUCAAGUUGUGAUAAAAUUAUGGAAAAUUAUGGAUAUGAUAAUAGAAUUUCAUUGAGACAAUUUGCUGAAAAGUAUCCAUUUCUGUUACCUUACUCUAUGAAAGAUCAUGAAAAUUAUUACAAAUUUAGUCAUGAAGAACAGUUGAAAUUAUCUGAAAAUGAUGAACCUAUUGAUAGUAUUGUAUUUUUGGAUACUCCAGUUGAUUGGUGUGAAACUUUACAAGUUUGUUGUGAUUUGGUUUUAAGUAAUGGAAAGGUUGGACAUAAUUUGGAUUUUUCAAAAGAAACUCAACAUGUUAAAGUGAAUGUUUGUAAUCCUGAUUUGGUUUAUCAAGGUGUUUCAAAACAUCCAAGAUUUACAAUGGGUGCUUUCUUAGAAGCUUUGGAUACUUUAUUUUUCAUUUCAAAUGGAAAGAGACAACAUUUACAAUAUGAAUUAUUUGGAAAACCACACAAAGUCACCUAUGAUUAUGCAAAGAAAGUUUUAAUUGACCAAUUGAGAUCCUCACAUGCUGGUCAUGAAGAUAGAGAUAAUGUCGAUGAUAUGACUAUUUAUGCAAUUGGUGACAAUCCAUUGAGUGAUAUCAAAGGUGCAAAUGGUGCUGGAUUUGUUUCCAUGUUAUUGAGAACUGGAGUUUGGCAAUCAAGUGAAGAAAAUGAUUCACAAAAUCCUGCAACUCACGUAUUUCCAUCUGUUAGGGAAGCAUUUAAAUUUAUUUGUGAUAAACAUUUAUAA
Messenger RNA from Naegleria gruberi, 1080 nucleotides. RefSeq lists its product as uncharacterized. Gene Ontology annotation, biological process: glycerophospholipid biosynthetic process. The transcript has a single exon. Lineage: Eukaryota; Heterolobosea; Eutetramitea; Acrasida; Naegleriidae. Gene Ontology annotation, cellular component: mitochondrion. The record is from RefSeq and is a predicted model, not a curated record. Bases 1 to 1080 code for a protein of 359 amino acids.